This is a messenger RNA of Caenorhabditis briggsae, 942 nucleotides long. The record is from RefSeq and is a predicted model, not a curated record. The transcript has 6 exons. The coding region runs from base 1 to 942 and encodes 313 amino acids. NCBI's taxonomy places the organism in Eukaryota, Metazoa, Nematoda, Chromadorea, Rhabditida, Rhabditidae.
AUGCUCUACUUCGAAGAUGCCCUUUGGAUACGGGAAAACUUUUGGAGAGAUACCAUUGGAACACUCUAUUUUGUUCUUGGAUUCACUGGAAUUGCAUUCCACCUUGUUCUCAUAUCAAUUCUUCCUGAAAUCUCCAAUUUCAUUUCUCGACCAACCACUCUUAUCCUUUCGGCUCAAUUCAUAGCAUGCAUCAUUCAACUUUUUGUUGUCUUUGUUCCAGUACCAGCUAUGAUUGCUGUCAACCAACCAUAUUUCAUGAACCCAGUUAUGAUAAAUGUCCCUGCAUUUUUCUUGGUUUUAUUCCAAACUUUUGCGUUCAUUUUCAUGAUGAUAAAUGGAAUCCACAGAAGUUUGAAAAGUAUCUCACCAAGGAUAGGAAAGUUAAUAUUCCUGGACAAUGUAAUCUUUGGGACAAUGGUUUUCGUUUUCUGUGUCUCUUUCUUUUUCACAGUUAAUAUUUGUGCACAUACAACAAUUCGUCGAUUCAAUCCAUCUCAGCUGAACUGGAAGCUGCAGUACUUUGAAGUCAUCGCUUAUAUCUAUCUCGUGGCUCUCGUUAUAGUUCCAACUAUUAUCUGUCAUACUGUAUCUCUAGUGAAUCUCUCCUACAGACGACUAUUCCAAAAACCGACUUCAUCAGAAGAAAAUCUUGAAGAAGAGCUGGAUGAUUCAUCCAAGGAAACCAUUUGCUCUGUGUUCUUUUAUGCCAUUUUUGAUCUACUACACUGCUUCUGGAUAUGCUUGAGCUUUUUGUCUUCUGAUCCAAUUCUAUCAUUAUCAAAUGUGUUUCUAACAGCGUACUGGCCACUUUUGACAUCUAUUACUCUAGAUGUUCAUAUACGAUCGGCCCUGAUCUAUAGGACUCGAGGGGUCUUCCAAGCAGCGAACAGUCCAAUUGUUAUUCAACCCAAUAAAAAGGAACCGAAAUUUUCAAAGUUUUGA